AGAAGAAGACGAAGAAGAAGAAGAAGAAGACGAAGAAAAAGAAGACGAAGAAGAAGAUUUUUUAUUAAUCAAGAUACGAAGAAGAAGAAGUAGCUGUUUUUUCUUAAUGCGUCACCCUUUUUCAAGACUUCAAAAUACAAACAGCAGAAGAAGAAGAAGAAGAAGAAGAAGAAGAAGAAGAAGAAGAAGAAGAAGAAGAAGAAAAAAACAGUUACAUGCGUCAUUGUGCCGCUGGACUUCAAAUGGUUUUAUGUCCCCGUUGAGUUUACCAUGUCCAGAACAAACCUUCUGAGAUCGUUCGUCGUCGAGCGACUAACAGCAGCAGCUGAGGAGAUAUUGGGAGCUUUCGAGAGGACGAUAGCGGAGUAUGAGGACGAGAGAGAGCGACAGAGGAGGCUGCUGGACAUGAUGUUGAAGCCCAGGAUCACGUUACGCAGAAUAGACUAUGUACAGUUAUCUGAUCAGCAGCAUCAUGAACAGGAGAGGAGCCCCAGUCUGGCCAAGGAGGAACAACAGGAACUCUGGAUCAGUCCACUGGAAGACCAGCUUCCAUUGCAGGAGGUAGCUGAUACCUCUGAGUCCAUAUUUACCUCUCUUUGUGAUGGAAUUGAUGAUGGUAAAGAUCAGCCUCUGCCCUCCCAAUGCUACCAAACUAAGACAGAGGGAGACACAGAGCCCCCAGCUGUCACCGCAUUUGAAUUGAUACAACUGGAUGCCAAAGAAGAAAACUUUUUAAUAUCAGAACCAACAAGUGACCACCAUACCGUCUCUAACUGCUGUCAUGUAACUAAGACUGAAGCUGACCAUACUUGCAGUCGCCAAAACUGUGAGGAAGUGGGUCCAACUCAGAAAACAAGACUGAAACCCCACAAAAAGCCCUACAACAAGUGCAAGAUUUGUGGCAAAGUGCUUUAUAAUUUGGAAAUUUUUAGAAUUCAUAUGACAUUUCACACAGGUGAAAAGCCUUUAAAAUGCACCACUUGUGGGAAAAUGUUUACCCAUGAGUCAAGUUUUCAAAGGCACAUAAGGACUCAUACAGGGGAGACGCCAUUCAGAUGCACCACAUGUGGGAAAAUGUUUCCCCAGAAGUCACAUUUUCAAACGCACAUAAGGACUCAUACAGGAGAGAAGCCAUUCAGAUGCACCAUGUGCGGGAAAAUGUUUUCCGAUAAGUCAAGUUUUCAAAGGCACAUAAGGACUCAUACAGGGGAGAAGCCAUUCAGAUGCACCACAUGCGGGAAAAUGUUUACCCAGAAGUCACAUUUUCAAACGCACAUAAGGACUCAUACAGGAGAGAAGCCAUUCAGAUGCAUCGCGUGCGGGAAAAUGUUUUCCGAUAAGUCAAGUUUUAAAAGGCACAUAAGGACUCAUACAGGGGAGAAGCCAUUCAGAUGCACCACGUGUGGGAAAAUGUUUACCCAGAAGUCAAGUUUUAAAAGGCACAUAAGGACUCAUACAGGGGAGAAGCCGUUCAGGUGCACCAUGUGCGGGAAAAUGUUUACCCAGAAGUCAAGUUUACAAACGCAUGUAAGGACUCAUACAGGGGAGAAGCCAUUCAGAUGCACCGUGUGCGGGAAAAUGUUUACCCAGAAGGCAAAUUUACAAGCGCACGUAAGGACUCAUACAGGGGAGAAGCCAUUCCGAUGCACCACGUGCGGCAAAAUUUUUAUUUGUAUUUCAUUCUGUACCCUACACAGAAGGACUCAUUCAGGGGAGAAGCCAUUUAGAUGCAACACGUGCGGGAAAAUGUUUACCCACAAGUUAAGUUUACAAAUGCAUAUAAGGACUCAUAAAGGGGAGAAGCCAUUCAGAUGCACCACGUGCGGGAAAAUGUUUACCCAUGAGUCAAGUUUUCAAAUGCAUGUAAGGACUCAUACAGGGCAGAAGCCAUUUAGAUGCACCACAUGCAGGAAAGUGUUUACCCGGAAGUCAGGUUUACAAAUACAUGUAAGGACUCAUACAGGGGAGAAACCCUUCAAAUGCACCACGUGCGGGAAAAUGUUUACCCAGAAGUCAAAUUUUAGAACUCACCUAAGAACUCAUACAAGGGAGAAGCCAUUCAGAUGCACAGCAUGUGGGAAAAUGUUUACCCAAAAUACAUAUUUACUAAGACACGUAAGGACUCAUACAGGGGAGAAGCCGUUCAGCUGCACGACGUGUGGGAAAAUGUUUACCCGCAAGUCAGGUUUACAAUUGCAUGUAAGGACUCAUACAGGGGAGAAGCCCUUCAGAUGCACCACGUGCGGGAAAGUGUUUACCCAGAAGUCAAAUUUUCAAACUCACGUAAGAACUCAUACAGGGGAGAAGCCAUUCAGUUGCACCACAUGUGGCAAAAAGUUUACCCGGAAGUCAAAUUUACAAAUGCACGCAAGGACUCAUACAGGGGAGAAGCCAUUCCAAUGCACCACGUGCGGUGAAAUGUUUGCCCAGAAGUCAGAUUUACUAAGGCACAUAAGGACUCAUACGGGGGAGAAACCAUUCAGUUGCUCCACAUGCGGCAAAAAGUUUACCCAGAAGUCAAAUUUACAAAUGCACGUAAGGACUCAUACAGGAGAGAAGCCAUUCCGAUGCACCACAUGCGGCGAAAUGUUUACCCAGAAGUCAGAUUUAGGAAGGCAUGUAAGGACACAUACAGGGGAAAAGCCAUACAGAUGCACUAGGUGUGGGAAAAUGUUUACCCAGAAGUCAAAUUUUCAAACCCACGCAAAAACUCAUACAGGAGAGAGGCCAUUCAGUUGCACCACAUGCAGCAAAAUGUUUACCCGCAAGUCAAAUUUACAAAUGCACGUAAGGACUCAUACAGGGGAGAAGCCAUUCCGAUGCACCACGUGCGGCGAAAUGUUUGCCCGGAAGUCAGAUUUACUAAGGCACAUAAGGACUCAUACAGGAGAGAAACCAUUCAAAUGCACCACUUGUGGGAAAAUGUUUACCCAGAAGUCAAAUUUACAAACGCACGUAAGGACUCAUACAGGAGAGAAGCCAUUCCGAUGCACCACAUGCAGCGAAAUGUUUACCCAGAAGUCCGAUUUAGUAAGGCAUGUAAGGACUCAUACAGGGGAAAAGCCAUACAGAUGCACUACGUGCGGGAAAAUGUUUACCCAGAAGUCAAAUUUACAAACGCACAUAAGGACCUAUACAGGGGAGAAGCCAUUCAGGUGCUGCGAUUGUGGAAAUGGUUUCAGCUCAAAAUGGCUUCUCAAACAACAUGUCAGGAUCCACACAGGUGAGAUGCCUCAGAGGACACUGCAAAAAUAAUUUAACUGA
Lampris incognitus (smalleye Pacific opah) is the source of this 3264-nucleotide messenger RNA. Its product is annotated as zinc finger protein 585A-like. Gene Ontology annotation, cellular component: nucleus. NCBI's taxonomy places the organism in Eukaryota, Metazoa, Chordata, Actinopteri, Lampriformes, Lampridae. Gene Ontology annotation, molecular function: DNA-binding transcription factor activity, RNA polymerase II-specific; RNA polymerase II cis-regulatory region sequence-specific DNA binding. Gene Ontology annotation, biological process: regulation of transcription by RNA polymerase II. The record is from RefSeq and is a predicted model, not a curated record. The transcript has 5 exons. Bases 271 to 3255 code for a protein of 994 amino acids.